UGUCGUGGUGUCGAGAGUGUCGUGACACUGAGUGAUGUGUUGGUAUACACGGCACACAGUUCCAUCGGGCACGAGUACGAGGAGCUGCUGAAGCGCAAGCUGCGGGAGCGCGGCGUGGGCUACCAGACGGAGGAGGAGCUACGCGCCCUGGGCUGCGACAAGACGCCCGACACGCGCCUCGACGUCCCCAUCGGUGUGGGAGGUCGAGUGGUGAACUGGAUCGAGAGUAAAGCCUCGUUUGGUGACCGUGAGAACCAUAGAUCGUACCUCAACGACCAGCUAUGGAGCUACUGGAACAGGUUCGGUCCUGGUCUCGUCAUUUACUGGUUUGGUUACAUCGACGAACUCAAUUACUUGGAGGACAAAGGUAUCCUCGUCAGGGAUUGCUUCCCUGACGACAUCGUCACUAUGGACCCGCUGGCCGUCAAGACCUCAGGACUAAAGCAUCUCUAAACUGGCUGUCAGUCUACUUUAUUACGAGCAAUUUUUUGAUGAAUAAAUACUUAACAAUUUUC
Molecule: messenger RNA, 515 nt
Organism: Hyalella azteca
Lineage: Eukaryota; Metazoa; Arthropoda; Malacostraca; Amphipoda; Hyalellidae
Product: CDAN1-interacting nuclease 1-like
Exons: 3
Source: RefSeq, a predicted model, not a curated record